Anopheles bellator is the source of this 2403-nucleotide messenger RNA. RefSeq names its product formin-J (gene crp). The transcript has 3 exons. Gene Ontology annotation, molecular function: protein dimerization activity; RNA polymerase II cis-regulatory region sequence-specific DNA binding; DNA-binding transcription factor activity, RNA polymerase II-specific. Gene Ontology annotation, cellular component: nucleus. Gene Ontology annotation, biological process: regulation of transcription by RNA polymerase II. NCBI's taxonomy places the organism in Eukaryota, Metazoa, Arthropoda, Insecta, Diptera, Culicidae. The record is from RefSeq and is a predicted model, not a curated record. Bases 1 to 2403 code for a protein of 800 amino acids.
AUGUCGCCGGUGGAAGUGUGGAGCAAUAGUGAAGACGAAUCUCCCGAGCACGACAGCGGUAGCCACGAGCAGCAUCAGCUAGAGCUAGAGCAACAGCAGUUUCGCCAAUCGCGGCGUCUGCAGAUGGACACGAUGCAGGACAUCAUCUGCGACGACACGGAUAGAUAUGUGUGCGUGAAAAGUGAUGAAAAUAACGGUGGCGGAAACCACAACAACAACAACAGCAGUCACAUCAGCAACAACAACAGCGGCCUGACCUCUUCGUCGUCCGCCUGCAGCAGUAACAACGGCAACGGCGGCAGCAACAACGGUGGCCUACCGAUGGAUAAGGACGAGAAGCGGAUGCGUCGCGAGAUCGCGAACAGCAACGAGCGGCGCCGCAUGCAGAGCAUCAAUGCCGGCUUCCAGAGCCUCCGGCAGAUGCUGCCGCACCACGAGGGCGAAAAGCUGAGCAAGGCCGCCAUCCUGCAGCAGACGGCCGAGUACAUUUACUCGCUGGAACAGGAGAAGACCCGGCUGCUGUCGCAGAACUGUCACCUGAAGCGGUUACUCGACCAGCAAGAUCACAACGGUGGUACACCGGACACCGGAACGCCUCCGGUGUCGCAGACGCAGACCCAGAUUGUCGCUGGUGGUACGACGACGACGACACAAAUUCCCGUAGGAGGCGGCGUCGGGGUGGCCCCCCAGAGCGGUGGUGUGGUCACCGGUGGAACAACGACCCUGGUAGCGACGACGGUGGCGAAGAAGCGGAAAAUGGACAGCGUGCCAGUGUCGGACUCGUCGGACGAAGGGCUGGGCUCGAUGUCCCCGGAACCGGUGACGCUGCGCACGAACGGCGGACUCACCCCGGCACCGACUCCGACCACGACGAUCACGGCCACCAAUAACCCGACGGUCACCGGAACCAUCGGCAACAGUAACACCACCACCAGCAGCAAUGGCCGCCAGUGCACGACGGUCAACUUCUCCGCGAAGGACUUUCUGGAGCUGAAGCACCAGCUGGAGGUCGAGCGGCGGCAGAGAUCGAGCGUGGAGGACAAGCUGAAGUCGCUGGAGCGUCAACUCGCCUACCCGGUGGCGGCGACGGCCCGGCUUCACCAGUUCCAUCCGGACGGCCCGGAGUUGGUAGUGUCGUCGGACUGCAUCAGCGAGCAGCCAGUCCCGCCGGCCGCGGAAGAGGUGGCCAUUUCGAUCAUCCACAAGUCCAUAAUCGCCACGUCCGGUGGCAAAGUCGGUCGAGUUGGACCGACGACAGCGCCGGAACUGGUGGACGUCGGCAGUACGGGGGGUGCCGUCCAGGUGAUUGCCCUCGAAUCGAGUGGCGGUGUGCUGGGCGCAAAGAAACACCAGUUGUUGCUGGCCACGGACGAUCGGCUCGAGGAGGCGAUCGUCGUUCCGGGCGCCACGAAGCAGCUACUGAUCCCGCUGAAGGACGAACAGCAGCAGCAGCAGCAGCAGCAAGUGUACAUCAAGCGGGCCCGGUCGCGGUCACCGUCGGGCGAAACGACGACGACGACGACGGUGGUCGCGCGGCCACCGAAGAAGCAACGCUACGCGUCGCUCCUGGAGGCGGCGAUCAAGGCCGAACCGAAGGUGGAGGUCGAACGCAUCAGCUCCCCGUCGUCGAUCGUGGUCAACGAGGAGCACAUGAUGGUGACGACCACCGGCGCCCAUCUGGUCGGGGCCGGGCCGAAGCUGACGACGACCGUGCAGCAGCAGCAGCAGCCACCGCGGCUCAACACCUGUCGCCACAAUCUCGAAACGAUCGUCGAAGCGAUCCGCCAUCUCGAGGGCGACGCCUUCGAUGCCGUUGUCCCGACGCAGCAACAGCAGCAACAGCAGCACCAGCAUCCACCGGCGUUGCAACCCCUACAACCGCCCCAACCUCACUCGACGACGUCAUCGACCCCAGCGGCCGCGCAACAGUCGCAGACGAUAGGAGGCGGCCAUCGACCCAUGCAGGAAGUUCCGCUGGCACUAACCACGAGCAGCAAACAGCAGCAGCAGCAAGCAAUACAGUCAAAACACGAUCGUGAUCACCGCCAGAGUCAGCUAGAACCGUACCUGAAGUUCCGAACGGGUGGUGGGUUGCCCACCAUCCCCACCGUCGUCGCCACCGCCAACAGCAACCUCCCGAACGCCGGAAGUGGCAGCGGCGUCGUAACGGUAGCGCCACCGGCCGCAAGUUCGAUCAUUUCCGUAUCGCUCGCGUCGGCAGCCACGGCGGCGACGACGAUCGUGGCCAACGGUACGGCGGUCGCCAGCCCCGCUAACACCGUGCCGCUACCUGCCGCCACGCUCCACCACCCACACCUAGCGCCGGCGGCGACGGCAGCGCAAAUCCUCCAGCAGCAGCAACAGUGUCGACCGGGGGUGAUCGUCGUGAAGCAGAACACAUGA